CAAUAACAGUAUGAUUUUUAUGGCGAGGAAGAGCAGAGGAGAAAAAAUGCGCGGUGGCGGGUCUAGGAACCUAACAGAUUCUAUCUAUAUUUUCGAAAAAUUCCUUCAUACACUAAUAUUAUUUGAUUUAUGAGGGCCAUGAAUUUCUUACUGCAUUUUAUCAACGGUCACUUCAUCUCUUCUUCUCCUUCUUUGUCUCAGACAUCACAAAUAGUACUUCUUCAGUACUUAUCAUGUCUCUUCAAUCUGCAAAUGUCACCUCUUUCCUCAAAUCUCAACAUUUUGAUUUUUCUCCACAAUUUUCUACUAAAUCUCUUGCUAAAUUACCCAAAUCCAAGAAUUUUGUACCCAAAAGAAAAAAAUCAUUGAAAUUGAAUUGUAGCCAAGAAGAGGAUUUUUACCUGUUGGAUGCUCCUGUUUCUGCUGGUGAUGGCUUCUCUUUCAGUGGAGGAAAGUAUUCAGAUGGAUCAAGCCCUGCUGAUGAAUGGUUCAAGCAAGGAAAAAUGGUGAAAGCGUAUGUUGUUGGCGGCUCAGGAGAGAAGGCAAAAGAUCCAAUAUUUGGGUUGGCAAUGGGAAGCAGUUCUCAAUCCUCUGAUGACAUUUUUAGAUGGUUUUGUGUUGAAAGUGGAAAUCCUGAUAAUCCCUCAGUCAUGCUAAUUCAUGGUUUUCCAUCACAGGCUUACUCUUAUCGCAAAGUUAUUCCCAUACUUUCCAAGAACUAUCAUGUCAUUGCUUUUGAUUGGUUAGGAUUUGGAUUUUCAGAAAAGCCGCAACCUAAAUAUGGUUUCGACUACACAAUGGAAGAAUAUGUUGCAUCCUUGAAAACACUGAUUAAUGAUCUGGUUCCCAAUAAGGUUUCACUUGUUGUACAGGGAUACUUCUCACCGGUGGCUGUGAAAUAUGCUUUUGAUCAUCAGGAUAAAGUCAAUGAUCUCAUCCUACUCAAUCCACCCAUAACAGCUAAGCAUGCCAACUUGCCAUCAUCGUUGUCCAUCUUCAGUAACUUUUUGCUGGGUGAGAUAUUUUCUCAGGAUCCUCUCAGAGCAAGUGACAAAACAUUGACUAGCUCUGGUCCAUACAAAAUGAAGGAAGAUGAUGCUAUGGUUUAUAGAAGGCCUUAUCUAACAUCAGGUUCCUCUGGGUUUGCACUAAAUGCAGUUAGCAGAGCUAUGAAAAAGCAAUUAAAGCCUUAUGUUGAGGAGACAAGGAAAAUGCUCAUGAAUGAAAACUGGAAAAUCCGCACAACUGUUUGUUGGGGCCAAAGGGAUCGCUGGCUAAACUAUGAUGGUGUAGAAGAUUUCUGCAAAGAGUCGAAUCAUAAAUUGGUUGAACUUCCCAUGGCAGGGCACCAUGUACAGGAGGAUAGUGGUGAAGAACUUGGAGAAAUCAUAUCUGGGCUGCUUAAACGGAGACGUUAGUAUUUGCAUUGUAUUAAACUUUUAACAAGCAAUACUUGCAGUUCAGACUUAUUAUUGCUGGUAUCUUUUUCGAAACAUCUAUGACAAGCAGAAAUUUAAACUGCUCAUUGAAAUAUCAAAUGAAUUGAUGGUUUAGCUUGUUGUCUC
This is a messenger RNA of Beta vulgaris subsp. vulgaris (sugar beet), 1565 nucleotides long. RefSeq lists its product as hypothetical. The transcript is spliced from 13 exons. Lineage: Eukaryota; Viridiplantae; Streptophyta; Magnoliopsida; Caryophyllales; Amaranthaceae. Gene Ontology annotation, molecular function: epoxide hydrolase activity. The record is from RefSeq and is a predicted model, not a curated record. Bases 234 to 1418 code for a protein of 394 amino acids.